AUGCCCACUCUCGCCCCUACCAACUUCAACAUUGUUGUUAGUGUGUUGGGAGGAUGGAUAUCAGUCUUCGGUCUGGUAUCUUACCUUCUCAAGGAGAAUUUCUAUCUUUCCGAAGCCCUCAUAUCGCUCCUGGCUGGCCUCGUCUUCUCUCCCCACGCUGCCAACUUUGUCCGCCCGCUUGAAUAUGCAGGCUCGGAAGAAAACUUAAAUGCGAUCACGUUAUAUUUCACCCGCCUUGUUCUUGGAGUCCAGCUCGUUCUAGCUGGCGUUCAACUACCUAGUCGCUACUUGAAGAAAGAAUGGAAACCGCUGGCUUUACUUCUGGGGCCGAUCAUGACGGCGAUGUGGAUAAUAACAAGCCUACUCGUCUGGGGUCUGGUUCCAAAUUUGCCUUUCCUUCAUGCUCUCGCAAUUGGGGCUUGUGUGACGCCAACCGAUCCCGUUCUGUCCAAUGUUAUAGUGAAGGGGAGGUUCGCUGACCACAAUGUCCCCAAAGACCUCCAGAAGAUAAUCAUCGCGGAGUCUGGAGCUAAUGAUGGCCUCGGAUAUCCCUUCUUAUUCUUUGCCUUAUACCUCGUCAAGUACAUUGGCGACGGUGGUGUAAAUGAGCAAGGGGGUGCCGGCCUCGCCAUAGGCCUAUGGUUUGGAGAGACCUGGGGAUAUACUAUCCUUCUUAGCAUAGUAUACGGCGCGGUCGUUGGUUGGAUCGCUAAGGAGUUGCUUCAUUUCUGCGAAGAACACAAAUUCGUGGAUCGCGAGAGCUUCCUCGUCUUCGCAUUCUCGCUCGCACUCUUCAUUACUGGUACUUGCGGUAUGAUCGGCAGCGAUGAUAUUCUGGCCUGCUUUAUUGCCGGGAACGUUUUUACUUGGGACGACUGGUUCCGCUUGGAAACACUUGAUGAGUAUCCCAUUCUUGGUGUACCCAAGAACUGCCUGAGCUGGGCCAUGACGACUUCUGGUUCCUCCCCGUUCAGUGGGACGAACCAGUUUACUUCUGAUUCGGGGAUGCUGCCUGCCUCUUUCUCUGCCAGCAACGAGUUCGACUUCUUCGAGGACAUUCACCCAUCAGGUACGAAUAUAUUCGAUUUUACCAGCGGCGAACUGCUGGACACGAGUCUCUAUGAUGAACCAAAGUCUUUUCCACCCGGCCUUGGCCAGCCGGAACAGGUCAGCCCUAAUAGGCCUCUACAUUUUCCUUCGCACCGGGGCUCUGCGUCUUCCUCUUCUUCCAUGAUAAGCGGCAAUUCGACCUCCGCGAAAACGAGCCAGAGCUCGACAGAGGCCAUGGUGACUGACGAGCACUUUUCUGGCUGGAACCUCGAAAAUGAAUCUAGACAUAUGGACGGGAAUUUUGUGUUCGACACUAUAGACCCUACUGCUAUGGAAAUGUCCCGUGUUUUCGAUUUUGAUAGCGCUUCUAGUAGUCCUAGCCCCGCUAUGAAUGGUCUCAUGCAAGAGUCGCCUGUAGUAGCGAAUUCCAUGUCGAAUGCCCCUGCCGCUAAGCGGAUCAAGGGUCAUCACAAGACACAAUCGAGGCCAAGACUGGUGAUUCAACCUACGCCUCUCAAGUCCCGAGUUGAGACCCAAAUCCCAAUCAAACUUACUAUACACGCGCUCCCUCCCGGUAUCAAGAGGCUUCACUUACCAACCCAUACGAUUUCGAAGCCUAAGUUAUUAGCAAAGCCCGGAGCGGCGCGGUCUCCUGACAUGCUCGAACUCUAUACUAUGUUAGUUUGCACCAGUGCCAUGCAAGACCCUAUGAGGCUCCAGCGUGCUUUCCGUCGAGCUGCGGUGGCCGGGCAUGACAUCCCAAGUUUAAAGAGGUCGGACGAUGGAGGUGAGGACGAUGAGCAUAAGCCUCAGAAUGGUGGCGAAGUACGAAUAUGUGCUGGUUGUAUAACUCGAGAACGAAAGCGUGCUAGCCGCAAGAAACACAAGAAGCCUGAGGAGGAUGAGUUAUGGAAUCGAUAUGAACAUCAACGGGUCAUCGUUUUCAACACCCAAGAAAUCAAGGAUUGGCAAGCAGUCACUCCUCAUAUGGUUGAUCCUACGGGAGCUGGGCCAGCUGAUCUCUCUGUCCCUGACGGUACCGUUCAAGUCGAUGCCCCAAUGCGCAUUGCUUGUUACUGCCGCCAUCACGGAGAGAAAAUGGGGUUCCAAGUUAUCUUUACCAUCAAAGAUUACCAGGACAAUGUUAUCGCCCAACAGAUUUCAUCCUCAAUUAUGAUAACAGAUGACCACAAGACACACCUUCCAGCAGCAUCAGCCACGCAGAACUCUGUUCUAUCGCCUCCGCUUCCUGUAGCAAUGGACGUUCACCAUAUUGAAUCCUUUCGCAUGUCGCCAGCAACCUCUGAUCUCCAAGGAUUACCAGCGGCUACUCCAUUUUCUCUUCCGGGUAACAAUUCCCAGUCCGUACCGGUUACUACAACAACAUCCCGCAAUAUGUCUAGGCAGGGUUCGCCCACUAGCCCUUCUGGCCUUAUAUCUAGAAAGAGGAAAGCAAGCGGAUCGGUAAAGCUCCCUACUGGCCUAGCGAUGACUAGGCUCGAGACAGGGCAACCGCCCCUGGUAAUGCCCCCAGGAGCCCAUAAUGAAUCAGCUGUGACCUCUGCAACUGCAUCGCCAUUUUCGCCAAACAUGGGAAAUUUCCCAGUGUCCACGGAGUCUAUGAUGUUUCACGGGCAGCAGGCGAGCAUUAAUAACAUUGGAAAACAAUAUUCGGCUUCGGCAGGACCGCCUACACCAAACAGCAAUAACCCUGAAAUCGGCGUCCCACAAGGAAGUAGAAACAUGAGCAUCGACAAUGUGCCAGUAUCUCAAAUGUUUUCUACACCGUCCUCUGCUCAUCCUAGCCGUGCGCCUAGUCCAAGCCGAGUGAGGAAUGAUAUACAAAAUGUAUGUCAUAGUUCGCUUAGUCAGAAUAUAUACAAUGCGCCCACAGCCAUGAACUCUAGUAGAGCACAGCCGAUGAUCUACAAGAUCAUCCCUGGCGAAGGUCCAAAGUCGGGAGGAGUCGAGGUCACAAUCCUUGGCAGCAAUUUCACAAAUGGCGGUCUAGACGUCAUGUUUGGGGAACAAAGAGCGGCUACUACGACCUUCUGGGGCGAGACAUCGUUAGUUUGCCUUCUGCCGCCAUCUCAUGCCGCCGGGGUCGUCCCGGUUUCGAUCAGACAACCAGGCGUCGCUCCCCAGCUUUCAUUUAAUGGCAAUCAGCAGCAGCCUCUGUUUAGAUACGUCGACGAUGAUGAACAUCGCCUAAUACGUACAGCACUCACUGUGCUGGGCAACAAACUUGGGAAUAAAAUGACAGAUGUUGCGGAUAUCGCAAGAAAUAUCAUUUACGGGCCCGCAACGGGCGGUUCUUGGGGUCAUUCCCCCGGAUCUAAUAGUCAAACCCCCAAUACAAACUUCAACAAUCUGGAACAGGAUCUCUCGGAAUCCGUAGAAAAGGGACUUCUUCGUAUUCUGGAAUUGAUUGAUCUAGACGAUAGCCCCAACAAGGCGAAGAUCAACCUUAGAAGGGCAAGCGGGCAGACUAUGCUUCACUUGGCUUCUUCUAUCGGGCUCGUGCGCUUUGUCGCCGGUCUACUAUCACGUGGUGCUAAUGUGGGCGUGCGAGAUAAGGGAGGCUUCACGCCGUUGCACUUGGCGGCGAUGAAUGAUCACCAAGAAAUCGUCCGGCGUCUCAUCAUGAGAGGGGCAGAUCCAAAUAUGCGAAGUCUCUCUGGUUUGACGCCCGCUGACGUUGCUCGAUCCAGUGACGUGCUUAGAGUUCUCCGACAGAUUGAGAACCAUUCCAGAUCCCGAAGCAACGGUUCGCUUCAUAGUAGGGCUAAUAGUGCUAGCUCCCUAAGAUCGCUAUGGGAUCCAUCCUCAAUGGCACCAGCACAUCGUGAGGAAUUCAUAUUAGAGAGCCCAAGCUCUUCGGAAGAGAGCAGUGACGACGAUGAUGAUUCGUCGGUUCAAAGCGAGCUAAACAUAAGACGACCAAGCUUCCCGCAGUAUGCGCCUUCACGUGAACCCACCGGCGUUGAUGCUCCUCCCGCAACAACGACCGCAGCAGUGGCGGCUCUCCGGGAACAAUUUGCGGCACAGUUCCAGCAAUUGCAGCACUCCAUGACAAUGCAUUUCCAAAAUCUACCGCAUAUGCAAAUGCCGCAGAUGCCGCAGAUGCCAGCCCUCCCACCGAUACCCGUGCUUCCGGAUUACCACGCUUAUCUGCACGCAGCCCCCGUCAUGCAACGUAUCAGCUCUCUCGUCCCGAACAUCCGGGGUCAGCGCCCUGAACCUGGGGACGAAGAACCCCCACGAGAUGCCGAUAGUAAAUGGUGGGAUCUUUCUAGAUUCGGCGUCAAGGACAGCCCUCCGCCAGCAUAUAACAGCAUCUUCCCGCAAAGAGAUAUUGAUGUCAAGCAAGCCACAGCCGCCGCCGCCGCAGCCGAGGCUGUAGCUGACGAGAAAUGUGCUGCUCUUUAUGACCAGGCGGCGUCACAGAGCCAAGAAGUGCCCGCACUUCUCGAGAUAGGGCAUAAGCACAGCAUCACCAAGGAACAACAGGAACACCUACAACGAGCCCACGCCCAGAGGCUCAAGACCGGAAGCAGUGAUAAGAUGCUCUGGUUUGUCUGGAUUCCGAUUCUAAUCUUCAUCCUUGGUGCUAUGCUAGUGAGCGUUGCACCCUCGCUGGUAUUCUACGGCACCUCAUUCGUUAACACUUCGGCUGCCUUUGUCGCAAACCCACGGGAGUUUGCGCAAAGACUUACUCUAAACAUCGCCGGCACGCCUUGA
This is a messenger RNA of Daldinia childiae, 4791 nucleotides long. RefSeq names its product Na(+)/H(+) antiporter 1. The record is from RefSeq and is a predicted model, not a curated record. Gene Ontology annotation, cellular component: plasma membrane. The transcript is spliced from 6 exons. Gene Ontology annotation, biological process: regulation of membrane potential; proton export across plasma membrane; sodium ion export across plasma membrane. Lineage: Eukaryota; Fungi; Ascomycota; Sordariomycetes; Xylariales; Hypoxylaceae. Bases 1 to 4791 code for a protein of 1596 amino acids. Gene Ontology annotation, molecular function: protein binding; sodium:proton antiporter activity.